This is a messenger RNA of Quercus lobata, 2361 nucleotides long. RefSeq names its product probable leucine-rich repeat receptor-like protein kinase At1g35710. Gene Ontology annotation, biological process: protein phosphorylation. NCBI's taxonomy places the organism in Eukaryota, Viridiplantae, Streptophyta, Magnoliopsida, Fagales, Fagaceae. The transcript has 3 exons. Gene Ontology annotation, molecular function: protein binding; protein kinase activity; ATP binding. The coding region runs from base 1 to 2361 and encodes 786 amino acids. The record is from RefSeq and is a predicted model, not a curated record.
AUGGCACCCUUCCUAUUGAUCUCUAAACCGAUAGUAGUAUGUGUUAUUUUCGUUCUUUCCUUUUCUUCUACUAUAGAUAGUGCAAUAUUGCUAGUGAGAGCAAGUGACUCAUCAUCAUCGCUUGAACAUGAAGCAAAGGCUCUGCUGGAGAGUGGUUGGUGGCACUGGUGGAGUUCCAAUAGAAACAAUACCUCAAGUCAUUGUAAGUGGCCUGGUAUAGCUUGUAACAAAGCUGGAAGUGUGACAGAGAUUAAACCACCUCGUAACUUCACCGUGGGUGACGAAUCUGGGAAACUCAACUUCUCUUCCUUCCCAAACCUUGUUCAGGUUGAUCUUAGUGGGAACGGACUCCAAGGAAGCAUCACUGCUCAUUUUGGUGUUCUUUCAAAGCUCAUGUACUUCAACCUAUCCUCAAAUAAUAUGACAGGUCCAAUCCCUUCAUCCCUUGUUCAUUUGACCAACUUGACAUCUCUAUGCCUCAGUUUGAACCAAAUCAACAGUUCCAUCCCUUCAGAUGUAGGAAAUUUGAAAAAGCUAGUUCACCUGGAUCUUAGUUCUAAUUACCUUAAUGGUUCAAUUCCCUCAUCCCUUAAUCAUUUAACCAGAUUGAAUUAUUUGUCCUUUCAUUCAAAUUUCAUAGAAGGUUUCAUAGACCAAGAAAUCAGGAAUGUAGAACAUUUAAGUUGGCUGGACUUGUCUAAUAACGAGAUGUCUGGUGUCAUACCAAUUGAACUUACCAAAUUAACCCAAUUGGAGUACUUAAAUCUGUCCUCUAACCAACUUUCUGGCCGCAUACCUCCUGGAAUAGACUUGCUUUCCAAUCUUCUACAUUUAGACCUCUCCCAUAACAGGCUUGUUGGAAAUAUCCCAACUCAUAUUGGGAAUUGCAACAAUCUAAAGCAUUUGUCAUUGAACAACAAUAGUCUGAAUGGAAGCAUUCCAGGCCAGUUUGGCAGCCUUUCACUAUUUUAUAUUGACAUUAGUCAUAAUGUCAUUAGUGGAAGGAUAGCUCACCAUCUGGGAGAAUUGACAAGCCUAGAAUUCUUGAAUCUCUCCCAUAAUAAUCUAUCUGGUACCAUACCUGAUUUCCUUAACUCCAUGACCCAGAUAUCAUCCAUUGACUUGUCAUAUAAUAAUUUGGAGGGUAAGAUUCCACGUGAGUUUAAAGAUAGAUACCCACCACAAGCAAUCAUUGGCAACAAGGGUUUAUGCGGUGAAUUCAAGGGUAUGCCUUCUUGCUUGACAUCUACAACCACAGAUUCGGAAGAAGAACCAGAGAGGGAUAGGUUUCACUUCUCCACUGUCAGUCUAUAUCUAUUAUUCUACCUUUCUAUUUUUGGAUAUCUAUAUAUAUUUCUAUCCAAGAAUGAUGAUGUUGAAUCCGAGAGAACUGUAAACAGAAAUGGAGAUUUACUCUCAAUAUGGAAUUAUGAUGGAAGAAUUGCAUAUGAAGAUAUCAUUAAAGCAACCGAGGACUUCAACAUCAAAGAUUGUAUUGGAACCGGAGGUUAUGGCAGUGUUUACAAAGCACAGUUGCCCAACGGAUAUAUUUUUGCCUUGAAGAAACUUCAUCAACUAGAAGCAAAGGAGGCAGCUCUCAUCAAGAGUUUUGAAACUGAGGUAAAAGUAUUAUCUGAAAUAAGACAUCGACACAUUUUGAAGCUUCAUGGAUUUUGUUUACACAAGCAAUGUAUGUUUUUGGUUUAUGAAUACAUGGAAAGGGGAAGCUUAUAUUGUGUCCUAUGCAAUGAUGAUGAAGCUGUUGAGUUGAACUGGACAAAGAGAGUGAACAUUAUUAAGAGUGUGGCACAUGCUUUAUCUUACUUGCAUCACAAUUUCAACCCACCAAUUGUUCACCGGGAUAUAUCAAGCAGCAACAUUCUAUUGAAUAUGGAAUUUGAGGCAUUUGUCUCUGACUUUGGUACAGCAAGACCUCUGAAUCCCAACUCGUCCCAUGAAACUAUACUUGCAGGCACAUAUGGGUAUGUUGCUCCAGAAUUUGCCUAUACUAUGGUCGUGACAGAAAAAUGUGAUGCCUAUAGCUUUGGGGUAGUGGCACUAGAAACAAUAAUGGGAAUGCAUCCAGGAGAGUUCCUCUCGUCAUUAUCACUAUCUUCAUCCAAUCAAGAUGUAAUGCUAAAGGAUGUCUUGGAUCCACGCCUCUCGCCUCCAACAGAUAAACGGGAUGUGCAAGAUAUUGCCCUUGUUGCAACAAUAGCAUUUGCAUGCUUACAUUCCAACCCAAAGUCCCGACCAACCAUGGAAAGUGUGUCUCAGAAAUUUCUUUCUCACAAAGCAACAUUGGUGAAACCUUUCCGUGAAAUUUCAAUAUCGCAACUUUGGCAGAAAGAAUAUAUUUGA